Molecule: messenger RNA, 573 nt
Organism: Cladophialophora bantiana CBS 173.52
Lineage: Eukaryota; Fungi; Ascomycota; Eurotiomycetes; Chaetothyriales; Herpotrichiellaceae
Exons: 3
Coding region: 1-573 (190 amino acids)
Source: RefSeq, a predicted model, not a curated record
AUGUCUCUCCCCACCACCCGCCGCAUCGUGACGGGCCACGACAGCACGGGAAAAUCAAUAAUCGAAUCCGACAUCACCCUCACGCCCGCGAACCCGCUGGACGCGACGGGCGCGCCGCCGACCGGCGUCAUCCCGGGCUUCACCAACAUCUUCCGCACGGCGGGCUUUCCAGCCGCGAACGUGCAGGGCCCCUGGACCGACGUACACGGCAAGAAGAUUGGCCUGGUCGACCAGGCCGGCGUGUACUGCCGCAUUGUGGAUUUCCCGGCCACGGGGCCGGAGACAAAGGAUGACGUGAAUAUCAUGCACCGCACGCAGAGCGUCGACUUUGGCGUCGUCCUCAAGGGCACCAUCACGCUGAUUCUGGACGAUGGGUCCGAGACGGUCAUGAAGGAGGGGGAUGUCUGUGUCCAGAGGGGCACGAAUCAUGCAUGGAAGAACGUGAGCACGGAGAACUGCCGCGUUCUGUUCGUCCUUGUCCCCUCGGAGCCGAUCCGGAACGAAGCCACGGGGCAAGCAUUCCCGUCGACGAACACGGCGCAUCUCGAGGACGAGACGCACAUGGCGCAAUAG